Molecule: messenger RNA, 684 nt
Organism: Aspergillus ibericus CBS 121593
Lineage: Eukaryota; Fungi; Ascomycota; Eurotiomycetes; Eurotiales; Aspergillaceae
Exons: 2
Source: RefSeq, a predicted model, not a curated record
GAUCGCGGCUGGAACCAGGUCUUUCAAGCGGCCCUGCACUUCUACCUGGCUCUCAACAUCUUGUUUUGCUUCCCUGAGCUAUGGGAUCCAACAUCCCGCGAGGCACGCAAUAAGAAAAAGUCUGAGGAGUAUCGUGGAACGCUCAUGUACCAGAAAACUGUCCGGACCUGGACUCUAGAAGGAUCGAACAACGAGGUCCCCCGCUAUCCCCACCGCCAAUUCUUCGGACUCGAAGAUCAUUUCCAUCAGUCAGCGUUCCUGAAUUGCAGCACAGUGGCCGGAUUCCAACCCGAUGUGACGGAUACUGCGCGCGUCGAGCUGUAUCUGCGGAUGAAAGGAUUGCCGCAGGAACUGGUCUGGCAGAUCACCGCGCUAGCAGAUUACGACUCUCAGCGACCGCGGCGACUCCCCAUCCCGCAUGAUCCACUCCACCGAGACAAUCACAGGGCACUGCGACAGUAUUUGACGUUCUGCUGGCAGAUUAUGGUUCGAUGCAACAUGCUGGCACAGGAGGUGGGGAUUGAAAUCAACUGGGUCUCUGAGGUUGUGCAUGCCCUCCAAGAUAUGGCAUCGGCCCCGGGGAGGCCUCUCUUCACAAGCAAAUGGGACGAAUCUUUCGAUUAUAGGCUGGCUACGAUGCAAGGGGGGAGUGGAGAACUCCCCUACACCUUCCGAUACCGCUAG